Nerophis lumbriciformis (worm pipefish) is the source of this 1557-nucleotide messenger RNA. The record is from RefSeq and is a predicted model, not a curated record. NCBI's taxonomy places the organism in Eukaryota, Metazoa, Chordata, Actinopteri, Syngnathiformes, Syngnathidae.
AUGGGCUCCAGCUCCUCCUCCUAUGCCCCUAAAGCCAUUUAUCUGGAUGUGGAUGGGAAAGUGCAAAAGGUGGUGUUCAGUAGACACUGCAGUCCUUGUGACAUUAAGGAGCUGCUUUGUACCUCUUCUAACAUCCCAAGGAAUACCGCUAUCAUGAUUGUGGAUCCAGAAGGGGCAUUGGUCUCCAUAGAUCCCACCAUGCCGACUAAUUCACCCAACUCUUUAUACAAAGUUGUCCCCCUGUCUACCGGCCAACUUGGAGAGAAGGAGGACAUGUUUCAAAAUGUUUUGUCCCAGGUGGCAGAGCAGUUCAGCAGAGCCUUUCGCAUCAAUGAGCUGAAGACCGAGGUCACCAAUAGGCUUGCCAUGUUGGAGAAGAGAGUGGAGCUGGAGGGUCUAAAGGUGGUGGAGAUUGAGAAGUGCAAAAAUGACCUAAAGAAGCUUCGGGAUGAAAUGACAUCAAGAAGUGGUGGCAGGAUAAACUGCCCAUGCAAAUACAAUUUCGACGACGGGAAGAAGGUCACCCCGAGACGAGAUGUCCCCAACUACCCAAAGUAUACACUGUCUCAGGAGACUGUUGAGGCACUAAAGAAGCCAACAUUUGAUGUCUGGCACUGGGAGCACAAUGAGAUGCUGAGCUGCUUGGAGUACAUGUACCAUGAUUUAGGGUUGGUGAAAGAAUUUAACAUGAACCCCAUCACACUAAAGCGCUGGCUGUUGGCCAUUCAGGAGAACUACCGCAACAACCCCUUCCACAACUUCCGUCACUGUUUCUGUGUUAGUCAGAUGAUGUACGGCAUGAUCCAUCUCUGUAACCUGCAGGAGAAGCUGACUGUCACUGAUAUGGGCAUUCUAAUGACAGCUGCAGUUUGUCAUGACCUGGACCACCCUGGAUACAACAACACAUACCAAAUAAAUGCUCGUACAGAGCUGGCAGUGCGCUACAAUGACAUCUCGCCACUGGAGAAUCAUCACUGUGCCGUGGCAUUCCAGAUCAUUUCCCUCCCUGAGUGCAACAUCUUCGCAAAUGUGGAUCCUGAGGCAUUUAAACAAAUUCGACAGGCCAUAAUCACCCUUAUUCUGGCCACUGAUAUGGCCAGACAUGGUGAGAUACUGGACUCAUUCAAGCAGAAAGUGGACAACUUCGACUUCACCAACGAGGAGCAUGUGACAUGUCUUAAGAUGGUUUUGAUCAAAUGCUGCGACAUUUCCAAUGAGGUGCGUCCCACUGAGGUGGCCGAGCCAUGGGUGGACUGCCUACUGGAGGAGUACUUCAUGCAGAGUGACCGGGAGAAGUCAGAGGGCCUCCCAGUCGCCCCCUUCAUGGACAGAGACAAAGUAACCAAACCCACCGCUCAGAUAGGCUUCAUCAAAUUUGUCCUCAUCCCCAUGUUUGAAACUGUCAUGAAGCUUUUCCCUCAGAUUGAGGAGAUCAUGGUUCAACCCCUGAGGGACUCCAGAGACCACUAUGAGGAGCUGAAACAGAUCGAUGAUGCCAUGACAGAGGCGCAGAAGAAAAAAACUGAAAAUAUGUCAUUAGGUGGGAAGAAGAAGUAA